Opisthocomus hoazin is the source of this 2517-nucleotide messenger RNA. The record is from RefSeq and is a predicted model, not a curated record. Lineage: Eukaryota; Metazoa; Chordata; Aves; Opisthocomiformes; Opisthocomidae.
AUGGACAGCAGAGCAGAGAUGGAGGUUGUGAGAAGCGCGAAGGCGAAUGCCACUGGGGAGGUCGGCGUCCACGUGGUCACCACCGAGAGCACUGUGCAGAGCACCCACCUGCCAACGACUGCCUUCAUCAUACCAGCAAAUGCCACUACCAUCAACCUUCCCACGAGCACCUUAGAAAUUCAGCGAUUCCCCCGGGAACCACAGAGAAGCACAGGGGCUGAGAGGCCAGAGAGGGGAGCGGGGAGCGAGCCCAUCACAGCUACUGUCAUUCCCCAGAUCAGCGGGGUGCAGACCUGCAGCACAGUCCGUGUGCUGGAGUGGAAAGAUGGGGUGGCUUUCUUGCCUGGGAGUAACCUGCGGUUUCGAAUAAACGAGUACGGGACGCUGAAGGUGGUGAGUGCUGAUAAGAUGCCUCCGGUGGAAGCUGUAAAGGAGGGUCACACAGAGAAAGAUGGGGACUCGGAGGUGGCACCCACCAGCAGGGACAAUCCUACCGUGGCUCAGGAUGUGCCGGAGCAGACCAAGCUGCCAACAGCAGAAAGCAUGUGCCACUGUGACACCUGUGGCCGGAGACACGUGUCAGACGGAGCCCGGGAAGGCAGGGGCUUCUGCAGCGAGCACUGUCACCAGCAGUUCAAAGAAAGGUCCGUCAUUGUGGAAAACUCUGCCAGCAGCACCAAUGCCACUGAAAUCCUCAAGCCGGUGAAGAAACGAAAGAGGAAGGACUACCAGAGCCCGUCGGAGGAAGACUAUGAAUCUGAGCAGAUGGAGGAAAAGCAGGAAGAAAGAAAAGCAGAAGACUCCGUCCUCAGCAAUCCGGAGGCUGACGCGUGGAACGGGAGCCAGCACGGUGCCAGUGAGGAGAAGAAAGAAGGCUGGUCUUGGGCGUCCUACUUGGAGGAGCAGAAAGCUGUCGCUGCCCCUUUAGAUCUCUUCCAGGAUUACCAAGUAGCUUCCCAGCACAAGAAUGGCUUUAAAGUGGGGAUGAAGCUGGAGGGGAUCGAUCCACAGCACCCAUCUAUGUACUUUAUCCUGACCGUGGCUGAGGUGUGCGGUUACCGGAUGCGCCUCCACUUCGAUGGCUACUCGGAGUGCCAUGAUUUCUGGCUGAACGCUGACUCCCCUGACAUCCACCCCGCUGGCUGGUUUGAGGAGACGGGGCACAAACUCCAGCCCCCGAAAGGUUACAAGGAAGAAGAAUUCAGCUGGACAAACUACCUGAGGAUAACAAAGGCUCAGGCAGCUCCUAAGCACCUCUUCAUGGUCCGCAACACUCACGAGGCUUCCCCGGGCUUCGAGGUGGGCAUGAAGCUCGAAGCUGUGGACCGCAUGAACCCUUCCCUGAUCUGCGUUGCCACAGUGACUGAUGUGGUGGACAAUCGCUUUUUGGUGCACUUUGACAACUGGGAUGACACUUACGACUACUGGUGUGACCCCAGCAGCCCAUACAUCCACCCAGUCGGAUGGUGUCAGGAGCACGGCAAACCCCUCACCCCUCCUCAAGAUUAUCCUGACCCUGACAACUUCACCUGGGAAAAGUACUUAAAGGAAACCGGAGCAUCUGCUGUCCCGGCUUGGGCCUUUAAAGUGCGCCCACCCCAUGGCUUCCUGGUCAACAUGAAGCUGGAGGCAGUGGACAGGAGGACUCCUUCCUUCGUCCGAGUGGCCAGUGUGGAGGAUGUGGAAGAUCACAGGAUAAAGAUCCAUUUUGAUGGCUGGAGCCACGUCUAUGAUUUCUGGAUUGAUGCGGAUCACCCGGACAUCCACCCCAUAGGCUGGUGCUCAAAGACUGGACACCCGCUGCAGCCUCCUCUCAGGCCAAAGGAACCAGCCACCUCUGCCCACGGGGGCUGCCAGACCCUGGGCUGCAAGAGCAUCCCUCACACCAAGAGCUCCAAGUACAGCUUUCACCACAGGAAGUGCCCCACGCCGGGUUGCGACGGGUCAGGACAUGUGACGGGGAGGUUCACGGCCCAUUACUGCCUCUCAGGGUGCCCGCUGGCAGAGAAGAACCAGGGCAGGCUUAAGGCGGACUUGUCCGACACCGAGGCCUCGACUCGCAAGAGGAACCUGAUGGGCUUCCCUCAGCGGAAGAAAUCUCGGCACCACGGGAGAGGGCGACCUCCAAAGUACCGGAAGAUCCAGCAGGAAGACUUCCAGGCUAUUUCUUCAGACAACGUGCACCAGUCGCUCUUCAUGUCUGCCCUGUCUGCCCACCCCGACCGCUCCCUGUCGCUCUGCUGGGAGCAGCACUGCAAACUCCUGCCCGGGGUGGCUGGCAUCACAGCAACCACGGUGGCCAAGUGGACCAUCGAUGAGGUUUUUAGCUUUGUUCAGACUCUGACGGGUUGUGAGGACCAAGCCAAGCUCUUCAAGGAUGAGAUGAUCGACGGUGAGGCGUUCCUCUUGCUGACGCAGGCUGACAUCGUCAAAAUUAUGAGCGUCAAGCUCGGCCCGGCACUUAAGAUCUACAAUGCCAUCCUCAUGUUCAAGAACGCUGAUGACACCUUGAAGUGA